CACGGCUAUGGUCGUAAUUGCGUCGUCUUAAUAAUAAUAUGUUCAAGCCCGGUAACAAUACAAUUCCUUCCAUGUGUUAGGAAACCUGACUAUGGAAGCAACAAUGUGGGGGGGUUCCACUACUCGCUCACAGUUGCGGAAAAGUAUUGAUUCCCUCUACAGGAGACAUAAGGUCCCUGAGGCUCCGACGAAGAACACUAUCAACCCGGAGACAGAUCAGACUCGGAGUUUGACCUUCUCGCAAGAGAAGGAUAUUGCAAGUAAUCUAGCAUUCCUAUCAGCCACGUCAGAUGAUAGCCGCAAGAUAAUGGCUGUUUGCGUUGAAGAAUAUAGCAGUGGGGAAGGGAUUACGAUCCGGAUAGCAUCUAAUAGCGGAGACCUAUCAGCAGUUAAAGCCGGUUUCAUAAAAGUUGGGGAAAUACUAGAGCAGGCUGCGAGACGAGGGAACUCUGAAGUUGAAGACAUUGAUGCUCUUCUUCCCCAGAUUGUUAUUCUAGACAUGCAUCGGAUCUUAUCAAGGCUACGAUCACGGCACUCGAAAUCUACAAAACAACCCUUUAUCACCCAGCUGCAUAAUACGAUUAACGACAAGUCUUUCAAAUCUACAGCAAACUUAACUAAUGGAAUAGCAGACCUACAAGACUUAUUUACUAGGCUAGAAGACAUUCGCGACAUCAAGACUGAGAUUAGCCUCGCACAUAGCCUAAUCCGUGAUAUUUUGAGGCAGACCUACCACCUCAUAUCCCCCGCCGAUCUUAGCCUCCUUCUCAAAGACUUAAAGAUAGAUCCAACCUUAAAACCCUAUCUCCUCAACACCCUCGGCAAGAUUAGCGGCUACUAUUCCGCCUCCUCCUUUCUCGUCCGCGCCGCUAGGAACAAGAAAUGCCGUGUAUUUCAGACCAUCGUCAUCGAGACCUUCCAGAUUGACGUCCCCCUUUCUCUAAAACAGGACCAUAUCAAAGUACACGCCGAGAUCCAGCUCCUUUUCUUCUAUGAGCUACACCCGCAUCUCCCCCGGCCUCGAAUAAUCUGCUCCAGCAAGAGUGCAUGUUACCUCUGCAACCUCUUCUUUAGCCUCCACGACGUAUUCCACAUACACCGGAGCCACGGCAGAUUAUACGAGAAGUGGACAUUACCGGACUGGCUACCGAUUCCCGAACCGCGCCGUGCUGAGCUUGGAGUCCUGGCGACGCAGUUAGACGGAGCUCUUAAGGCCAAGAUCCGAGAAGGAUGCGAUAAACACGAGUAUCCGACUGAGAGUGUACUAUCGAUACCUAGGCAGUGGACGCCAUCGACUAGCUCUAAGACUUCAUCCUCCCUAGCUUCGAUAUCAACAAUCCGGCCACAACCCCCUCUACACCGAGAUGGAAGUCUAGAUGGUGUACUUUCGCAACUGAGCUCGAUGCCUCCUACCCCACCAAGGACACCACCAUCGCGCAUCCCUUCUAUCUCGGGGGCUCAAAAUAGAGCCCGCGAACACAGAAUAGAAUUCCCAACUACCACCCAUCCAGUCACCAUCACCCUUGCUCAGCUCCCCUAUUCCCAACUCAUUACCCCCACGACACCGCCGCUGUUGCUACAUCUUAACAACCCCCGAUUAACUCUUGAUUUCGACUUUCGCCUCGCAUCACCUUGCCGGCUGGUACUUACGCAUGUGGACGACAUUACCGCCCCCGUGGUAGACGAGGAGUAUCGCACCGUGGAUAUUGAGGACAUCCCUACAGAAGCGGAGAUGCAGGUUAGCCGUUUGAGGGGCAAAGAGGUAAAGUUCCAGUUGCGAGAUGGCGGGAAGGAAGGUGUGUGCGUGGAGGUUAUUUGGGGUGUGUUAUGA
Molecule: messenger RNA, 1831 nt
Organism: Pseudogymnoascus verrucosus
Lineage: Eukaryota; Fungi; Ascomycota; Leotiomycetes; Thelebolales; Thelebolaceae
Exons: 2
Coding region: 92-1831 (579 amino acids)
Source: RefSeq, a predicted model, not a curated record